Nelumbo nucifera (sacred lotus) is the source of this 3732-nucleotide messenger RNA. The record is from RefSeq and is a predicted model, not a curated record. Lineage: Eukaryota; Viridiplantae; Streptophyta; Magnoliopsida; Proteales; Nelumbonaceae.
UUUUUUUUUCCUAUGAUUUAUCUUAUUUAACGAGUUUUGUCGCCCACUAUUGUCUGAUAAUAUCAUACAAGUGAACACCUUGAACAAAAUCUGGGUUGAUAUCGAGUUGUACAGACAACCAGGCUGCUCUGGAGUACGAGCAUUUGAAGAAAACAUGCACCCAAAACUCCAGCCUAAUUGCAAAGGAUACAAGUCUUAUCCUUGUCAGACUGUCAAUUCCCUCCGAGCGUCAUGGCAAAGCAGAUAUUACUAUUCUGAUCUCUCCUGAUACCGGUUGUUCUUUUUAUUAUUCUAGGAGUUCAUGGCAAAUGAGAUGAACUAAGACAACCGAUUUUCUUUUGAUUAUAAGGCUUUUCCGGUAUCAGUUUUGGUUGACGUAAGUUGCUUUCGACGUGUCGCAACAAAACGCACUGGAUCCGGAGUGGCCGGCCUCGUAACUCGUCAGCUUUGCCCAAGCUCGAAAACUCGGCCUGGCAACUGAUAGCGGUUGAGGAUUUUGGAUGGAGUCGGUUCGUGAAUUCGUUGGAAAGCCGCUGAGCGGGAAAACAUCUCGAAUGGCGAUUUGGCGGGACGUCGUCAUCGUGCUGAGAGUCACGGGGCCAAUUUCUGCGCAGGGAGGAAAAGCUCCAAAUCGUGGGCCCUCGCUAAGCUGGAAACUAAUGACAAAGAAAGAGUAUUUCAUAAAUGCAUUCUGGAAUAUCGGAUUUGGAUAUGUAAGAAAAGAUGUCUAUAAAUGACAAAGCAAUUGAUGCUGCUUUCGUGGGUGCAGGAGCAAAACUUGGAUUAGAAAUCUGGUGUAUAGAGGACCUUCAGUUGGCUCCAGUGCCAAAGUCUUCCCAUGGGAAAUUCUAUUCAGGAAACACAUACAUAAUUCUGAAUACCGUUUUGCUUAAAAAUGGCCUUCCUCAGCAUGAUAUACAUUACUGGUUGGGAAAGGAUGCGAAAGAGGCUGACAUGGCUAUGGCAUCAGACAAAGCGCUUGAGUUAGAUGCAUCCCUGGGGUCUUAUGCUGUGCAAUAUAGGGAAGCUCAAGGUCAAGAAACAGAAAAGUUCUUGUCAUAUUUUAAACCCUGUAUUAUACCCCUUAAUGGGGUUUUCUCAUCAGAGCUGGGACGUUCCAACAGUGAAACCUACCGGGUUAUCUUGUUAACAUGCAAGGGAGACCAUGUUGCUUAUGUGAAAGAGGUGCCUUUUUCUCGAUCCUCCUUGAAUCACAACGAUGUAUUUAUACUCGAUACUGCUUCAAAAAUAUUUCUAUUUAGUGGAUGCAACUCUAGCAUACAAGAACGAGCUAAAGCUUUGGAGGUUGUCCAGUAUAUCAAAGACAACAAGCAUGGUGGAAGUUGUGAAGUGGCAACCAUAGAGGAUGGCAAAUUUGUUGGUGAUUCUGAUGUUGGGGAGUUUUGGAGUUUAUUCGGUGGUUAUGCUCCAAUUACUCAGGGCACACUACCUACAAUUCAGAAACCUGAAAUUCAACCUGUGAAGCUAUUCUGGAUUUCUUUUCAGGGAAAAUUAUGUCAAGUUGGUACUGAUUCAUUGAAGAAAGAAAUGCUUAACUCAGACAAGUGCUAUAUGUUGGAUUGUGAUACUGAGAUAUUUGUGUGGAUGGGGAGAAGUACCUCGGUCACUGAACGAAAAACAUCUGUCUCAACUAUAGAAGGUACCCUGUAUUCUCAGGGAAGGUCAACAGGUACGCAUAUAACUUUCUUGACUGAAGGAUCCGAAACUGUGACGUUUAGGUCGUAUUUUGAAGGCUGGCCUCAAAAGGUGGAGCAAAAUUUGUAUGAAGAAGGCCGAGGGAAAGUAGCAGCAAUAUUUAAGAAGCAGGGUUAUGAUGUAAAGGAACUUCCUGAAGAAGAUUGGCAACCAUUUAUAAAUUGUCGUGGCAUUCUGAAAGUUUGGCGGGUAAAUGGAAAUGAAGUUUCCAUUGUUCCAGUUGUGGAACAACAUAAGCUUUUCAGUGGAGACUGCUAUAUUGUGCAGUAUACGUAUCCUGGAAAUGAAAAGGAUGAGCAUCUAUUUUAUGCAUGGCUUGGUUGUAACAGUAUGAUGGAAGACAGAGAUGAUGCAAUCUAUCAUAUGAACGCUAUGGUUGAUUCAACCAAGGGUAAUUCUGUUCUGGCUCAAGUAAUUGGAGGUAAGGAGCCAAUUCAAUUUUAUGCGAUUUUCCAGGCACUGAUUGUCUUGAAGGGUGGGAUCAGUGCACGAUAUAAGAGGUUCAUACAAGAAAAAGCAAUUACAGAUGAAACUUAUGAUGAAAAAAAGACAGCUCUUUUCCGUGUUCAAGGAUCGGGUCCUAAUAACAUGCAAGCUGUCCAAGUUGAUAUUGUCUCAAGUUCACUCAAUUCAUCCUAUUGCUACAUCUUGCAAAGUGGAGCAUCGGUAUUUACCUGGGUUGGGACUCUCUCGUCAAUUAGUGACCAAAGUCUUCUUGACAGAAUGCUGAAUUUAAUAAAUCCUACAUGGCAGCCCAUAUCAGUGAGAGAAGGUAGUGAACCUGAUGCCUUUUGGGAUGCACUUGGUGGAAAGUUAGAGUACCCAGGGGAAAAGGACAUCAAAGGCUAUGUCGAAGAUCCAUAUUUGUUUGUCUGUACCAUUACAGAAGGUGAUAUCCAGGUUAAAGAGAUCUUCAAUUUCAGUCAGGACGAUUUAACUACAGAAGAUGUUUUAAUAUUAGACUGCCAUAAUGAAAUCUAUGUAUGGAUAGGGCAGCAUGCAAAUGUUAGAUCAAAACAAGCCCUCAGUCUAGGCAUGAAAUUCCUUGAGAAAGACAUUCUUGUUGAAGGUCUAUCUUUGGAGACUCCUAUAUAUGUUGUUGCUGAAGGACAUGAACCAUCUUUCUUUACUCGGUUCUUUGAAUGGGAUUCCUUAAAAGCAUGUAUGCAUGGAAAUUCAUUUGAGAGGAAGCUUGCUAUUUUAAAAGGACAAAUGCAAAAGAUGGGGGUAUCAAAAAGAAGUCCAUGGAAAGCAUAUGAUUUUCACUCCACCAGAACAACCCCUGACCGUUCUAGAAGCAAGUCCAUUGGUUCUGAUGAGCUCCGAAGAAGUGUCUCUCCUGCAGCACAUAUUUCAAGCUCAAAAUUUAAUGCCCCCAACAGCCGCCGAUUCUCUAGCCCAAUUCCAAUUGCCAGGAAACUCUUUUCAGGAACAUCCCCUGAUCAUAGUAGUGCUAAUAACAAAGCAUUCAUAGAUCCAUGCACCAAGGAAAUAAAAGCAGAUGGGUCAGUUGUAUCUCAAACAUGUAAGGAGCCAAGUUUCAGUUCAAGGAAGGGGCAUGACAUGAAGCUUGAUGAGGCUGAACUUGAUGACUUGAACACUUACCCAUAUGAACGCUUGAAGGUGACAUCAGACGACCCAGUACAGGGCAUAGAUGUGACUAGAAGAGAGGCAUAUCUAUCUCAUGAAGAAUUCCAAGUGAUGUUUGGGAUGACAAAAAGAGCCUUCUAUGAGCUUCCUAAAUGGAGACAGAACAAACACAAGAUAAGCCUUAAUCUUUUCUAGAAAAUUUGACCUGGAAUCACAGAUAGGUGCCUGCAUCAGUUUGUGGAAAUGCAUCUCUCUCUGGAUAACCUGUGGAUGGUUUUCCAUCUAAACUUUUUAUCAUCUCUGAAAAAGCACUUGGUACAUCCUGGCAAUAGUCAAUGAUUCAGUUUGCUACCUAAAAAAUCCCCAUGGUUAGAAUAACUAUUAAGAGAUCUUCUAUUGCAUAUUUCAGUUUAGACCAAAAUGAAA